Molecule: messenger RNA, 6778 nt
Organism: Lates calcarifer (barramundi perch)
Lineage: Eukaryota; Metazoa; Chordata; Actinopteri; Centropomidae
Gene: prdm2a
Product: PR domain containing 2, with ZNF domain a
Cellular component (GO): nucleus
Source: RefSeq, a predicted model, not a curated record
AAACUAUAACGUGCAGUAGUUUUGGCGUUCGUAACGGUCGUGUCGAGAAUUCUAUCCUAAAUGUAGCUAGGGCUUGUGAGCUAGCAUUGUAGCUAGCAGUAUAUUGUUAAUGCUUUAACGGCGAUAACAGCUGAUUUCUUUCACUUGCAAAAGACAAGACCCUCAGUGUUCAUUUGUCAAACAAAAUAUGCCUUUUACUCUGCACUGACCACUAAAAUGGUAUAACAACUGUCAAGAGUCCUGUGUGAGAAACUUCCUUCAGAGAACUGGAUAAAACCUCCACCGAAGAUGGAGAACUCUCCUCACUUGUACUUUUCUGAAAUUGGAGACAAUGAGGAUGUAGAAGAGGAGGGGGAGGAUCAGGAGGAGGAGGAGGAGGAGGAGGAGGAGGAGAAGGAGGCGAUUCAUCAAGAGGAAACUAACAUGGAGCCAGACACAAUCAAGUCUCUAGACCCAGAUCUUCACACACAUCCCAAGCAGGUUACUGAGAAAGUUGGGGACUCUUUCCCCUGCCAGCACUGUGAGAGAUGUUUUACCAGCAAACAAGGCUUGGAGCGUCACAUGCACAUCCAUGCUUUUGCAAACAAUGAGACACAUGCAUACAAAAGCAAUAAGAGCAACAUGUCUCUUGGUUCAAAUCUAGGUCAGCUGCAGCAUGAGAAGACUCUGGAUUCAGUAGGUUCAGUCAUGCAACCUUGUACUUCAUCCCCCACUAACUCUAAUACUUCAGUUUUGUCAGAUGAAGACCACAUUGCUCAGCCAGACAAACAAGGAGUAUUAGAUGGCCAUCAUGCUUGCAAGUACUGUGAAAAGAUAUUCACGACGUAUACCAGCAAGCGACGACAUGAGCGCAGGAGUCACGAGCAGGACCUGCACACACAUGUGGAGAAAACCCAGCUGCCACAGGAGGAAAGUCUUCAAACGAUCCCCAGUGAAACGUCUCAACAGGAAACACAGCUUGGUGACGACACAGCACCUGCAGCUCCUCUGAAAAAUGAUGGGGAACACACAGAACAAUACAUGCUGGAUGUCUCUAGCAAUAUUUCAGAGAAUCUCAGCUUUUACAUUGAUGGAAAAAUAGUGUCAACAAGUACUGUGAGUAGCUGUGAAGCAGCUGAGGUUCAUUCAGGGUCCUCAACACUUGUUGGACUUGAUGCCCUGAUUCUAGACCCAGCCCAAAUCAGCCAGGUUUUAAAUACUGAUUCAGUUACAGGCAAAGAGAUACCCGGUCAACCACUGGCUAAGAGAAGAACAGCUACACCACCUCUUUUACCACAAAUUAAAACUGAACUGGAGUCUGAGGUGGUGGUGUCCUCUUCCUCAUCAUCACUCGUAUCUUCUUUAAUUGAGAAUAUACUUCCUCAGAAUACAGAGUCCACAGUUGUGCAGAAGGAAAGAACUGUGUUUCUGUCUCCUAAGCUGAAGCAGCUCCUGGAGAAGCAGGAUGGCCUUAAACCUACACUUGCCCUGAUCACAGAUGGCCAGAAGCCUUGUUCACCUGUCUCUCUCUCUGUCCUGCCCACUGGAACAGGAAGAUUUAAAAGAAGAACUGGAUCUCCAACUAGCUCUCCACAGCAAAACCCAACAUCCCAUGAGGAAACGCUAAUGCCAGAUACAGGAAAUUUUGAUGCUUUAGGUACAGGACACAUGGAGACCCAGCAGACCUCACCUGUGCACCUAACAGUCAGCGAGAAGGAUGACACAGCACCAUCUGUAGAGGAGCCAGCUGUGAAGCCUGUCUUGACAGAGAGCUGGCCCCCCAUGACUGGCGGUAAUUCCUGUAACCAGCAACCACUGGAUCUCUCUAAUACAGUCAAAAGAAAUGAAGAUGUAGCUUUAGCUGAUGCUGUGCUGGAUUUGAGUUUGCAAAAGAAGAGCCUUGGUGAAUCAGAACUGACAUUUAGUUUAGUUUCACAGGCAGUUUUGAAAGAAGGAAAACCAAAUACACGCAUGGCGGAAAAAGCCUUAAUGAAUGUUGGAGAGCAAAAUGUAAACCUGGGGAAUCCUGAGACUCCCCUAGUCACAGAUUUUACCAUAGUCACAGGUUCUGAUGUGGUGACCCCAGUGGAACCUGUAGCAGAAAGUCUUGUUUAUGGACUUGCCCUACCCCCCAAUUCUCUGACUCCAUCAUCCGCCUCCCUCACCCCUGUUACCUUGCAGCCAGCUUCACCGUGCACUAUAGCAUUUGCCUCCCCAGCCUCACACACCGUGCUCCCUGCUGCUCCUUCAUUAAUCACAGUUUUGGCACCACCACCACCCAUUUCUAACCCCUCAAGUCAACCAAUCCAGGUAUUAGCCCCAAAUAUAUCUCCUGAGUCCUUGGUAAUCUGCACAGAAAAUGCAUUAAAUUCUUCAGAGUGUGAUUUAACUACUGCAUUUGCCGCUACAAAUUCUGCAAACCUUGUCACUCUCUCCCAGCCCCUUGACCCAACUUUAAAUCUACCCAGCCACAUGUUUCUCACUGAUCAGAUCGCUCUCAAUCCACCUAUUGUUGACUCCACUCCUGUGUCAGAAGUGCCAUUCACACCUACUGUAACUUUAAAUGACUCUCUCAUCAACUCUUAUAACAUUACCAGCAACACAGUGUUGAUAGAGUGCACAAUAGCUCUUGAAGCCCCAGGGAGUGUAGUCCCUGCUGCAAUUACCUUACAAGAAAACACUGCUGAGGCUCCAGUACCUACACAGAUGGUUGUUAAUCACAUAGAACAGCAACAGAUUGUAUCAGUGCCCAACCCUCAGACUGCGGACCCAACUAUUCUUGUGUCCUCCAUCGAAGAAUCAGUAACUCUGUCCACCACUGCCUCAGUGGUGUCUGAUUGUCCUUCUGUGGGUGAAUUGAGUGCCGACCCAGAGCCUGCUGUGAAUGCAGAGCCACCAACCACAAAAGAGGAGGAAGUUGACACUACUGUUACCUUACCUGAAAUACCAUCUAAAAUCUCACCCCCUUCUGAGAAAGCUGAAGAGGAUGAAUCCUCCAAUAACACACCAAGUGAUGCACAACAGCAAACUUUCACCAAGAAUUUCAUCUGCAAUGUGUGUGAUAAGCUUUUCCAUUCAAUGAAAGAACUAAGCCAUCAUGUAGGUGACCAUGCUGAUGAAUGGCCCUACAAAUGUGAAUUCUGCGUGCUGCUCUUCGGCAAGCCCUCUGCUUUGCUUGACCAUCGAUCGAGCCUCCACGGUGUUGGCAAGACUUACGUUUGCAGUGCAUGCACAAAAGAAUUUGUCUACCUUUGUAAUUUGAAACAGCAUCAGGAGGAAUUACAUCCUGGCCAGCAGUGUACAUACACAGAAGAGGAAAAGGGAAAACUGAGACCUCAGAAUUACAACAACUCAACAAAGGUCAGCACUGAACCUUUAGUGCCUGAUGCUCCAGAGGAGCCCAAGAAGCAGGUGAAAAAGGAGGAAGGUGAAGUGGAUGUAGCUGCUGAGGAGCUGUUUACGACAAUAAAAAUCAUGGCCUCAGAUGGAGGUAAAAUCAAAGGGCCCGAUGUUCGUCUUGGCAUUAAUCAACACUACCCCAGCUUCAAGCCUCCUCCAUUUCCUUACCAUAACCGAUCACCGGCAGCCUCACUGGCUUCAGCCACAAACUUCACCACCCACAACAUCCCACAAACGUUUAGUACUGCUAUUCGGUGCACCAAGUGUGGAAAGAGCUUUGAUAACAUGCCAGAGCUACACAAACACAUCCUGGCUUGUGCAAAUGCCAGCGAUAAAAGGCGAUAUACGCCCAAAAAGAAUCCUAUACCUCUACGUCACUUUGCAAAAACUCAGAAUGGAGUGCUGUCGACUACCAAUUCCACUAAUGGACUAAAUGCUUCAAACAGAGCCAGCCAGUCAAACAGGUCCAAGCAUAACCAAGAAUCACCAGUAAAGAUGAAAUUCAAAGUACUGAACAAAAGGAAGAAAAAGUUGGUUCAAAGGGUUAUGCCGCAGAGGAACAAGUCAGUCACUUCAUCAAAAGUCUCAUCUGCACAGGUGGGUGAGCAGCAGGAGAUAUUCGUCUGCCCACACUGCAGCAGGGAGUUCACAAUGCGUCGCAGCAGAACCAAACACAUGGCCGUGUGUCCCAAGAAACCUAAAGAGGUGAAGAAAAGGAAAGAGGGAGGAAUCUCUGUGACAAAGGAAAAUGAUGGACACCUGCGUAGAGGGGUUUCUCAUGUUGAAGAGAAACAGAAACAGGCCUCACCUCAGCAUAAAACAAGAUUCCAGACAUCUGGCCCCACUAAGAGACCUGCCAUCCUGCCAGUGCAGACUGUCUUUUCAAACAAAAGAAGUAAAAUAAUCAUAAAAGAGAGCACGCAGCCAAAACAAGAGACCCCAACUCUGAAUGAACUUCCCAUUGUUCGCACUUUUAACCCCUCCAUGCGCCAGUAUAGCAGAGUGCAGCAUAGUGUCAAGGGAAUUCCCAUUAAAAUUACUAUAGUGAAACCACAACAGAUUGCACCACAGAAGGAUGAGAUGCCUCCCACCCAGAGCCAAGAAGAAGCAACUGGAGGCGUCACCAGCAGCUCUGAGCAGAGCACUACAGCUUGAAGACUACCCCCACACCCACCAGAGGAUCGGCAGGACUCUGCUGUAUGGAGCUCCUCAUACAUCUUCAGUCAUACUAAAGGGAGAUAACUGCUAAUCACACUGUAAGCCGCAUAGAUUGCAUUAUACUGUACAAUAACAAUGACUGAAUUCAGUUGGGAUGAACAGACGUCUAAGGAUACUGCAGUGAGUGGAUGUGUUUAACUAUUUGAAUGCUUUUGUAGUAGUUUGGAGAUUUGUAGAUUUCUCCUUUGUUUCGUAAACUUCGUCAACAGCUUGGAUUUGCACUUUGAAGUUAAUCUGACUGCUUCAUGUCACAUGUCACAAAUAUGGGUUAUUUAGAGAGGAUGGCAGGUGGCAAUCAUUUUCAGCAUGCAUUUGCACUUUUUCUUAUCUGUUGUCUGUGGCCUUUUGGUUUAAACUCUUACUGCAUGCUGUGAGCUUGUACUACAGCUACAUUAAUUUAUGAUGGAUUAUGUUGACGCAGUUAGGCCUUAAUGAAUCUAGUGUUGCUCUGUUGGUCUGACAACAAUAACCAGUAUAAUUACACAGAAGACACAUUAAGAUUGUUUCUAAACACGAGACUGAAUCACAGAACAAGAACACGCUUUAUAGUACAGUUUAACAUUGGCCACAAGCUACCUGUUUAAAUUCUUGUUAAGGAUAUCAGCACUGUUGAUUAUUAUUAAGGAAGUCAGUGUUUUCAUUAUUGGUGUGAAUGUAACAUUUAGUAGAUUUUGUUGCUAUAUAGCCUUUUCAAAUUGAAACUGUGUAUUAUCUGUUCAGCCCAGUUGCUAUGUAUUUGUAUGAAAGAUUAGAAAAUAAUGCUGUUAUUGUGCCAUCAAAUGUGUAUGACUAAAUGUGGCAUAAAAGUGAAGAGUAAACAUUUCAGUGUACUUCAGUGUUUCCCACAUGAAGAAUUUAUUUUGGUGGUCCAACCAAAUACGUUCACCCUCAUUUAAACUGAUUUAUUUGUACAUUUGUCCCUUUAAAAGUCUGUGUGGAAGCAGCAAAAAAUUUAGAUCACUGUUAUGAAGAAUGCUUUGAUGUGCAGUUACAUGUCCAAAAAAAAAAGAAGAAAAAAAAACCUCCCUAAAGAACAUUAGCUUGUGAAUGCAAUGCAAUGCUACUUUCAUAUACUAAUCUCAUAAUUUAGAUUUUGAUGCUCACAGGCCACCACAAAAAAAUUCUCAACUUUUAGGAAACACUGCUAUUUGAUCUAUUUACACUGCUAAUCCCAAACAGAAGUACUAUAAUAUUCUAUACUGCUUGAAUGCGUCAUCGCUACUUUGACAAAAAGAAGUGUUUCAUUCUGAACUGCACCGACACAGCUAACGACAGCGCUUGGCUUCACUGCAUUUCUUCUGAAAUAUUUACAGUAGUCCACUUUGCUUUUAGGCUUUAUUUUGCCUCUCUUCUACAAAUCCCUGUCAAAACAUGAUUUUUUGUGGGUUUUUUCCCUUGUUCAAUGACUAGAAAUAGUCAUAUUAGAAGUACAGUCUGUUUAGGUCUUUGUCACCUGUAGCAUACAUGCACUUCAUCAUUGCUUAUAAUCUGUGAGUUGUCAACAGUUUAUUGUGUGAAGUGUGUAUAAUGAAUUCCAACAUGUAUAAAUAUAAAAUGGAAAUGUUAGAGCAAUUAUGGGGUUGUUUUUGCUGAAGCCCUGUAGAGACAUUAUAUGAAAAUAUUUGUGGCAAGUUGUCACUAAUCUCAAAGAAUGAGUGUAACACAUUGUAUCUCCUUAAUUUCGAUUUUUAUAAGCUACUAGUUUGAAGAUGCAAUGUUAUACAGGGUAGUUAUUUCAUUAUGAUUGAACUGAGUUAUAUUAAUUUGGGCAAACUAAAACUUGACAAUUGUCUGUAUCUGAAAGAGUAAUGGUACAUCUAUUUUACAUUUUUGCCUUUUAAACCCUUGCUGGUAAUAUUUCUUUGAUUCAGACUGUAAUGUGUUUGAUGUACAGGAUGGUUUGGGAGACUGUUAUUUAACUGUGAAAAGUGCUUGUAGCAUUUCGAAGUGUAAAUUGAGUCAUGUAUAUUUAUUAAUAAUUUAAAAUCACGUUAUCAAUCUUUGAACGGUUACUCUGUAUGAUUUGCACUAAAGUUUUUUCAAGCGAGUGUUCAAAAAUAAAUGGAGAAUGUUAAGGUUAUAUGUGAAGUUUGUGUCGAGCUGUCUUUAGUAAACAAAUCAAGCUCAUCACAGUAUCGGAGGAAUAUGAAUUAAUAAAUGGAUUUGAUUUUGGCAAAUGACA